AUGAUGCUGUUGUCUCCAAUUUACUUCUAUUUCAUAAUGUUGUUGAUGGCACAAACCAAACGGAUCUUUAUUGGCAAGUUGUUUGAUGGAAUCACAGAAUUAGAUCUAAUUAAAAGAUUUUCACACUUUGGAACAAUUGGAGGUGUUGAGAUUCAAGUUAAAAAAGAUGAAACAGGGAAACCAAUUAAAACUUUUGCUUUCUUGGAUAUGAAGACAGAUGAUAAAAGUUUGCAGACAUGUAUUUCAUUAUUGAAUAAUACAAAGUGGAAAUCCAAAGAGAUAUGUGUUGAAAUAGCCAAAGAAUGUUUCUAUCACAAAUUACUUAAACAGAUUGCUGAAUGUAAGCAACAAAACUGUGAAAUCAAAACAAAAGAAAUAGUGAAAUCUGAAAAUCUGAAAAAACUGGAUAUGAAAAGUGCUGUUCCAGGCACCAAGAUUCCAGGAAUAAAGAAGUGGGUUAUAUCAAAAUAUGGACGAGCUCUCCCAAUUGUUUACAUACGUCGCAAGGACAAAAAGAAAAUAUCCUUUCAGUUUUUGAAUUAUGUAAUUUUCUUUAAUUUUUACAAAAAAUUAUUAAUUCAUAAUACAAUUUACAUAAGAGACUAA
This is a messenger RNA of Acanthosepion pharaonis, 606 nucleotides long. NCBI's taxonomy places the organism in Eukaryota, Metazoa, Mollusca, Cephalopoda, Sepiida, Sepiidae. The record is from the annotation of a GenBank genome assembly.